AGGUGUGCCGCCACAUAGCCGAGACGAACGGUGUGAGGCCUGAGGACGUGGGGAUCAAGCCCGGCGUGAGGCUGGUCCUCGGGAGCGAGACGCAGCGCCUGCUACCCUCCCCGCAGGACGAUGAGGGGUGCAGGUACAUGCCGAACAUCGCGCGCCUGUGGAGCAAAAGUCUCUGGCGCACGAGUCUGGCCUGCUCGCUCUACGUCGGCGGGCUGGGCUUCGCAGGCUACGGCGCCACGACGUUCAUGCCAACGUUCUUGGAGGACAAGGGGCUCGUGGGGCCGAGCAUGUACCAGACGAUGACGCUCAACGCCCUGUCGCAGUUCCCUGGCAUCGGCAUCGCGAUGUGGGUCACCGCGCGGCACGGCCGGAGGCUGCCGCUGCAGCUCGCCCUCCUGUGCAUCGCCCUGUCCCUGGCCGUGUUCGCCUUCGCGCAGACGUACGUGCUGAUCAUCGCGUGCACGUGCCUCGCCUCCUGCAGCCUGGAGUUUGGGUGGGCGCUGUUCCACGUCUACUCCCCGGAGGUCUUCCCCACGGAGCUCCGCGCCACCGCGCUCGGCUUCAUCUCGGCCACGGGCUCCGUGGUCUCCAUGUCGGCCCCCCUCGCCGCGGCCUUCCUCAUCACGGAGACCACGGCGCUGCACGUGAUCAUGCUCUUCUCCACCAUCUGCGCCGCCGUCUGCUGCACCACGGGCGCGCUCUUCCACAAGGAGACUAUGGACCAGGACCUCCCCGACCGCGCCUCGCAGAUCUCGCCGCGGCCAGGCACCCUCAAGGAGAAGGGCGACGCCGAGGAGCGCAGGGCGCGCUGAGGCGCGCGGGCGAGGGCGCGGGCGCGCGUCUCGGCCCGGCUGCUGGGGCGAGCGCGCGGGCCGCUCGGCGGUGGCGCUGUGGACCCCCCGCGACCCGCCGAGCGGCAAUUGCCCCGCUCGGCCUGCCUUCCGUACACUUAUUCGAACGACAGAUGUUUUUGUUUCCCCCAAGCAGCAUGUGUCCGCCGACUGUGUACCGGACCGCGAUUAUGCAACUCUGUCUACAGCCCUUAGGGUGCGCCAUAAGUUGCGCCAGUCAUUUUGCUCCCCACGGCAUUCCGCAUAUCCCUCGCGAUGCGCAUUCGAGCAUUGCGUCAUUCGCUGCUAUGGAAAC
Molecule: messenger RNA, 1146 nt
Organism: Prorocentrum cordatum
Lineage: Eukaryota; Dinophyceae; Prorocentrales; Prorocentraceae
Source: the annotation of a GenBank genome assembly